UUAGUGAACAGUCUGUCUAUUAGGUUUUACAUCAACUGGAGCAUGGUCCUGUUUCGCUCUGUUUCAGUGUUUCAAUGACAAAUAUUCUAAAACUUUCCAGACGACAGGGUUUGAAGUAUCGUUCUAACUUUACUCGUUCAGCACACAUUUUUAUUUCGUACAUUUUUGCCGCCUCCAAACCCCCGCCUCCAGGAGUAUUGAUCUCCGCCCAGCAGAACCUCUCUCCGGGAGAGAGUGCGCCGCCCGGCCAAGAUGCUACCACUUGGCCCAGAAGAAAUCUGAAUGGAACUCCAUCUUAUUCCACUAACAUGAUAUGAGUAGGAGGCGGAGGGGCAAGGCCUUGAGAAAGUGAUGGGGAGCCCUUCGUCAAAAUUCAAAAAGUACAUACAAAACGGAGAUGAGUUCGCCGCCAUGCAGGUACACUUCACUUAUCCCAGUGUACAGACGUUUGUGUCAACUAUCUUUCAAUACGUUAAAUAGGAAAAGCCAAAUAGUAAAUUUAUAGGUGUACGAAAUAGGAACAAUUAAACAAAAGCCAUAAUGUUGCCUAUGUUAUCUUUGCUCAUCGAAGAUCCAUAUGAAUAUAAAGAAUGAUCAUCAUAUAGAGUACGAUUGCAAUCUCUUAGCCAAAAUGAUAUACCAAGGUAGCCCUGAUGUGAGAAAAAACUUCGAUCCGAACUUGAGUUUUGGCGAAGCGCAGAAUCACAACACAGCCCUCCAUUAUGCAGCGCGCCACGGUAUGAAGCACCUACUGAGGAUGUUCCUGAACGAUUCUGGUGGCAAUCCGAACAAACGGAACGGUUCGAAUGAGACUGUGCUCCAUUCUUGUUGUGCACUGGGACAGCACAAGUCCUACUCAGCACACGAGCGUAAGUCCACGUGCGUCAGCAUCGUGCUCCAGUGGCGUGGUGUCAUACUAGAAACCGGUGAGAAAGAGAGGAUCGAGCUAGAUUCAAAAGAUGUGGAAGGAAACACAGCUUUACACCAUGCUGCUUUGAACGGCCUGACGCGUUGUGCACAGCUUCUGAUAGCUGCGGGUGCCAGCGUUUUUGCUGAAAACGAUGCCCGUAUGACUGCUUGCGAUUUGGCGACCGCACAGCGCCAUCACAACUUGGCUCGGAUCCUCGAGGCAAAGAUGGUCUUUACGGAAACUUCGGACGUCGUGAACGAAGCGGAAAUCUCUUCGAACUCUUCGCUCGUUUGGUCGGAACAGAUCUACUCAGGUUUGAGGCCGGAAGAUCUCCGUGAAGUGAAAGACGAGUUGCUUCUCGAUACAUCCGAUAUGUUGAACGUAUCGCUCUCUACGGCCCAAGCGCUCCUCCGUGAAAAUGAGUGGUCCAGAGAGACUCUUCUCGAAAAAUGGAUAGCAGACCCGGCACAGUGCUGCCUAAACGCCGGCGUACCGAUCCCCCUGACAGCGCUCCGAGACUUCUCUAGGGAACCACUAGACGAUUUUGAAAAUUUCAAGUUUGAAGAAAGCAAAGAUUUUACAUGUGGUAUAUGUUUCUGCACUUACGAACACGGAAAAUGUCUCGAAUGCGGACACGAGUUUUGCCCGGAAUGCUGGGAAAUCUAUCUCACGGGGAAAGUAGCGCAAGGAGAGGUGUCGCGCAUCCUUUGUCCAGCGGCGGACUGCACUAUCCAAGUCACCCCUGAGUUUCUACACGAAACGGUUGCAAAAGCCGUUUCCGAUAACUACAUGCAAUUCGACAUCGAGGAUUUCGUGGAGCAAAAUAAAAAUAUAAAAUGGUGCCCUUUCGUGAGCUGUGGCCGGGCGGUGCGUUUUUCCCAAUCGGACGGUAGCUUUUCACACUGUGUCGAUUGCGGAGCUGGUCAUUUUUUCUGUUGGGAAUGCCUUGGAGAGGCGCACGCGCCGAGCAGCUGCGAAGAAUGGAAAAAAUGGCUAUCGCAAAUAGCAAAGGUGAAGCCCGAAGAACUCGAGACAGUGUCAAACCGUUCCCAAGAGGUGGCCAACUCCCUAUGGCUCUGUACCAACUCCAAGCCAUGCCCCAACUGCGGCUCCCACAUCCAGAAAGGUGACGGUUGCAACCACAUCCGAUGUUUCAAAUGCAAGCACGAUUUCUGCUGGGUUUGUCUCGAGUCGUGGAAGAAGCAUAGCUCUUCUACGGGUGGUUACUUCCGCUGCAACCGGGUCGACGCGGUCAAAAGGGCUGAAGAAAAACAGGCGAGUGUAGUCACGGAGGCGAUACGGAAUUCGAGGGAGUCCGGAGAACUCUCUAGAUUCCUCGCCUAUUACUCUAAGUUCAGGAAGCACGAAAUAAGCAGGAAGAUGGAAGAGCCCCUGCUCAGAAACGUGAAACAAAAGAUGCAAGCUCUCGCUGGGGCCAAAAAAGACAUACAUUUCUUUUUAGAAAGCACCAACUGUGCUGUGUUUAUCGAGGAUGGUGUUAAAGAACUGCUCAAGGCUCGAAGGAUCCUCUGUGGUUCCUAUGUUCACGGAUACUUUUUAGAAGAAGGAUCAUCAAAAACCGUUUAUGAUCUCAUGCAGUCGGACUUCGAGGAAGCCACGGAACGUCUUUCCGAAAUACUAGCCCGCCCCUAUCUUAAGACACCAAAGUCGGUGAUAGUUAAAACAACGUGUAUAACAAAGAAACGACGGCUAGAGUUCUGUCGAUCAGCUGCAAUAGAUUCUUCGGAUGACCAGGAAGAAAAAACUGAAAAGAAAAUGUUUGAUGAAGAAAAAGUUCCGCAAGCGACUUGCAACUCGGAAAAUUUCACUGGUUAUCUUCCAGUUACCGGUGAUGAUUCCAUGGAACUUGUCAUCGCCCUGGAAAUGUCUCGCCUGCAGAUGAUCGAAGAAGAAAUGCUAAGGCUGAAAGGUGUCGGAGCAGUGGAUCUUAGGGCGGCGGCAGUCAACAUCUCAGAACAAGUCGACCCAGAGCUUAAUUUGGCGAUUGAGAGAUCCCUACAAGAUUCUGUGAAGAACCAGACAGUCAGAGAUUUCCUCAAGUCGCUCGACGCAAAGUCCCUCGAAACACCUGGGGUCCUCUUAGAGAUCCCAGAGGGCUGGGGGAAAACUCUGCGAGACAUCAGGGCCAAAGGGGAAGACGGCCGUUUCCAAAUAAGUGACGUACACCAGAACGGUGUCUUCCUGGACCAGGAGUACCCGAACUUGCGCAGGUCUCAUUCGACCGGCGAACUCGGCCGGGUCGGCAAGUCUGCCUCCAGGGAAGAGCCGAGGUACCACCUGGAUUCGGACCACUCUUCACAACACGACGACCGGCCUGAAGAGCUGAGGAGAGGUUCGAGGGUCAAAGCGUCCCCGGAGCAGAGCAGCCUCGACGAACCAUCAGAAUCAUUGGGACUAAGGAAACUAUGUUCUAUCGGAAAACGGCCAGCUCUUGAAGGCUGUCUAUCACUGUCCCGUGAGAAAAUCUCAUCUUUCUCCCUGUCGUCGGAAUCGUCUUCAGUCGAAGGGCAGAAAUUAGAGGCGAUCCGUGAACUCUCCGAUGGCUCGGGGAUCCCGAAAUCGCCGAACCUUUACAUAUCCGGUGUCAGCAUCUGCAGAACACCCGAAGCCAGGUCUCCAGGUGGCAAAGGACGGUCUUCGAGCUUGACUGACCCGGAAGAGGAGGCCGGCGAGAUAUUCAAGUUCACCAAGUCAACUACGGAAGGCGCUCUCAGCUCCAUCCUUCACAUCCAGGAGCGCAACCUGAGCUCGGACGACUUCCACGAAGCUCUGUUCCUUUGGGAAAGGCGACGAGAAGAAGAGGGCAAGAGAAAAAGGGCGAAAUUGAGACGCGAGAGAGCCAAAGAAGGUCCAAAGGUCGUACCAGAGGCCUCUAGUGUCCUCUAAAAACGGAACCAAAAUUUAAACAAAAAAAUAAGGCCUAAAACAACCGUUAUCAGAGUGUUUAAGUAAAGAAAACGAUAUAAUUUUGGAAUUCGAUAAGUUUUAAAAGACGACCAACUUGUAGUGAUGGAACAUGAAAAUAACUGCCUAACAAGCGACCAAACAGUUCGCUUAUUGAAAAAUCUUUUCGUAAUCGAAAAUUGUAAAUUUAAAAAAAAUCCAAACCCCUUUCCAACUAUACGAAUUUCUUCUCCCCACCCAGUACCAAGUUUCGACUUAGAAUUUGAUGUCUUUCUUAUAAUUGUGAUAACAGUUAUCUACCAGAUAAAAUCUAAUAUUCAAAUGAAAAUAUAGCAAAAAAAAAAGAAAAGAAACCGAUAAUAAUAUCAUUUGUGCGUAUUGUAAAUA
This is a messenger RNA of Cimex lectularius (bed bug), 4222 nucleotides long. RefSeq names its product ankyrin repeat and IBR domain-containing protein 1-like. The transcript is spliced from 15 exons. The record is from RefSeq and is a predicted model, not a curated record. Gene Ontology annotation, cellular component: cytoplasm; ubiquitin ligase complex. Bases 578 to 3817 code for a protein of 1079 amino acids. Lineage: Eukaryota; Metazoa; Arthropoda; Insecta; Hemiptera; Cimicidae. Gene Ontology annotation, molecular function: zinc ion binding; ubiquitin conjugating enzyme binding; ubiquitin protein ligase activity. Gene Ontology annotation, biological process: positive regulation of proteasomal ubiquitin-dependent protein catabolic process; protein polyubiquitination; ubiquitin-dependent protein catabolic process.